GUCAUUGUCAUCCACGUUAUAGGUUAUAUUUAUUUGGAUAAUAAAUUGAAUGUGAAAUACAAAAACUAAUGAUGUAAUUAGUAAACGAUGAAUUAUUGAAUUUUCCCAAGAUCCUCACUAUUUAUUUUAUCCCCUACCUAAAUAAGUUUCAGUGUUUUCAAUAUUUUCAUCAUGAUAUUUGAAAUUUUCACCUUGGUCAUAAUCCUGCCAAUGCUAUUGGUAGGAGUCUUUCUGUUCGGUGCAUUUGUGAUUGUACCAUGUGCAUUCAUAUUUGCGUCAUGGUACAUGAGAAUAAAAGAAAGAAAGCUUCAGAGAAGGAAACGGGACGGAGCCAAUAUAGCUUUUUUCCACCCAUAUUGUAAUGGUGGUGGCGGUGGUGAGAGAGUACUAUGGGUCGCCAUUAGGUCUAUUUUAUUAAGGUAUCCAGACUCCCACAUACAUAUUUACACAGUGGAAACAGCGGACGCUACAACCAUAAUCAACAAGGCACAAAACCAGUUCAAUGUCAAAGUGGAGGCAGAAAGAAUAAACUUUAUCAGACUGAGUAUGCAAAAGGCAAUAGAACCGGAGACAUACCCAUAUUUUACAUUAUUGUUGCAAAGCCUCGGCUCCAUGGUGCUUGGGAUGGAAGCAUUUAUGAAAUUAAAUCCAGAUAUAUACAUUGACACAAUGGGAUGUGCGUUCACGUACCCGAUAUUCCGCUACCUGGCCCAGUGCCCGGUGGGUUGCUACACGCACUACCCCGUCAUCACCACGACAAUGAUGAGGCGCGUCAAGCACCGUCUGGUCAGCUACAAUAACAGCAGCGUCAUCGCUCGCAACCCCCUUCUGACUUGGUGCAAGUUGUUUUAUUACAAACUAUUUGGUUGGUUAUAUGGUGUGGUGGGUCGCUGCGCAGACAUAGUGAUGGUGAACGGCACGUGGACGGAGGAUCAUAUCAAUGAGCUUUGGAAUAUACCACUCAACACCCAUCGGGUCUAUCCGCCGUGUGAGGUCACCGAGCUGAAGAAAUUGCGAUCGCUGGUAAAGGACUCGGAUCCCAUACGAAUCAUAUCCGUGGCGCAGUUCCGGCCGGAGAAGGAUCACCCGCUGAUGCUGCAGGCCAUGUACGAGCUGAGAAACUUGCUCAUUAAGAACGAGAUACUGUGGAACAAGAUAAAGCUGGUGCUGGUGGGCUCGGUGCGCGGCGCGGCGGACGCGGAGCGCGUGCGGCACCUGCGCGACCUGGCCAAGCACCUCGCCAUCGACGACAGCGUGCACUUCGUCGUCAACGCGCCCUACGCGCAGCUGCUGCAGCUCUACCAGACCAGCCAGCUGGCGCUGCACGCCAUGUGGAACGAGCACUUCGGCAUCGGUGUAGUCGAGUGCAUGGCUGCCGGACUGAUCACCAUCGCUCACCGGUCCGGCGGGCCGCUGGCUGACAUCAUUGAAACCUCGGAAGGUUCUAGAACUGGCUUCUUAGCAUCCGAGCCGGAUGAAUACGCACGCGCCAUCUUGGAAGUUAUUGCUAUGCCGACGGACGAGAAGAGAAGGAUCAUAGAAGCGGCUAGAGCGUCCGUGGAUCGGUUUUCCGAGAAAGAGUUUGAGAAAGCAUUCCUGCGAGCAAUGGAGCCUUUAAUAAGAUUAGACUAAACAUAGCAAUGUUUAGACUUUCCAUUAGUUGUAAGCUUAAAUAUAUAACAAAAUAAAUUUUACCAAAGUUU
Nymphalis io (European peacock) is the source of this 1703-nucleotide messenger RNA. RefSeq names its product GDP-Man:Man(3)GlcNAc(2)-PP-Dol alpha-1,2-mannosyltransferase (gene Alg11). NCBI's taxonomy places the organism in Eukaryota, Metazoa, Arthropoda, Insecta, Lepidoptera, Nymphalidae. The transcript is spliced from 9 exons. Gene Ontology annotation, biological process: protein N-linked glycosylation. The record is from RefSeq and is a predicted model, not a curated record. Bases 172 to 1632 code for a protein of 486 amino acids. Gene Ontology annotation, molecular function: GDP-Man:Man(3)GlcNAc(2)-PP-Dol alpha-1,2-mannosyltransferase activity. Gene Ontology annotation, cellular component: endoplasmic reticulum membrane.